AUGAGAAAUCCCUUGAUGACUGUUAACCCGUCAUUGAUAGGGUCGGGACCACAGAGAAUCCAAUCUGUUCCCUCACAAUUUGAAGCUCGGUUUGUGGACAGAGAUUCAUUGCCUUCAGCUGAUGUGAUGGCUCCGCCUGACCUUAGACAAAUCCACAUCGCUUCCCGCUUGGGAGCAUCGGUUCCCCCUCAUGUGAAUAUGCCCCACGUUCUGUCUAACACUGUUUAUCCAGGAUACAGCUUUCUGCAGCCUGAAUCCAUGGAGGCAGUGGCCAGAAGGCAAGAGCUGGUUCAGAAACACAAUCUAGCCAGGAUGGAGAUGGAAAUGGGCACCAUUUUUCAACAAAGGGAGAUAGGAAAAGCUCAGCAUAAAGGACUGAUGGGUUUGGGUCUGGAGACAUCAUUCCUAUACCAACAUGGUAUCCCAACAAGCUCCGUUUCAUUCCGAGGAAGGAGCAGACUUCCUGAAGUACAUCUUCCCAAUGACCUCUAUGUCCACAGAAGCUCUCUGGAUGAUCUGCAUAGCAAUACCGGGUUAAUAACAACUGGUCCAUACCCACCAGUUAGUAGCUGGCAGAAAGAAAAGGGUCGCCGGCUAGGGAGAAGAAUGGGAAAUCAUAAAGCUUCUGGUUGUAGUACCAGGAGUUCCAAAAGCCAAGAGGAGGAUAAAAAUCCAGAUCAGAGUAUCACAGUUUCAGCUGCAGAAAAAGAGGACAAGAAAGAUCUUGACAUUGAACCACACCCUAAAUAUGAGCCAAGCCAGAGCGAUGGGGAACCUACCGUUUCGCCCACCAAGAGCCUCAAGGAACAUGAGCACGGCUCCCAAAAACCCUGUGAAGAGCAUGGUUGGUCCAUUGGAACAAAUGACAAUGGUGGUGGGAAUGGGAAGGAUUCCUGUCAUUCUUCAUCAGCCUCUGAUGGAAAAUAUCUUUUCCACUCUCCAAAAUAUUAUUCUGACUUGAGAACCACAGGCUUCCAGAUGGCCAAAGGGGCCCAUGACACACAAAAAGGAACAAGUGACCUAUUUUUAAAUGGGGAAGAUCUUUCUUCUGUUGAAGAUAUUCGGAAAUGGGCCGUAGACGAUGUGUAUGACUUCAUUACUGGGCUCCCAGGUUGUUCAGAUUAUGCACAGAUAUUUAGAGACCAUGCAAUUGAUGGAGAAACUUUGCCCUUGCUCACCGAGGAGCACCUUUUGGACACUAUGGGCUUAAAACUUGGGCCAGCCCUAAAAAUUCGUUCUCAGGAAGUAAUGUUCCAGUUUGAGAAAUUGCAUUUUACCAAAAUAGAGACAGCUUGUCAAGAAGACCUCAGUUCAGACCCUUCUCCCAACACUCAGUAA
Molecule: messenger RNA, 1338 nt
Organism: Dromiciops gliroides (monito del monte)
Lineage: Eukaryota; Metazoa; Chordata; Mammalia; Microbiotheria; Microbiotheriidae
Gene: SAMD7
Product: sterile alpha motif domain containing 7
Exons: 8
Coding region: 1-1338 (445 amino acids)
Molecular function (GO): protein binding
Source: RefSeq, a predicted model, not a curated record